AUGAUGGGAUCAGCAGGGUCAUGGGAAAAGGAGCAGGAUGAGGGCAUGCCCUAUGACACCCAUGAAGAAAGCUCCAGUUGCUUCAGUUGUGGUUUUAUGGGGAUCAAGAGAAACCAAGUCAUAGAUUGCAGUCUUAGCCGCAACAGCAGCAACAGCAACAGCGAGAUAGGAGAUUCAGAUUCGGAGGAGUUGUUUGAGAUCAAUCUGAAGAAGCCUUUGGUUUUGGAUACCAUAAGAGAAGACUGCGAGAGCACUGUGUUCUCUCUUGAUAUUCACAACUGCAAUGAUGAUGAUGAUGUUGUUUAUGUGGGAGUAAGCAACAAUGGAGAUUCGAAUCCAAGCAUGGAAGCUCUUUCGUGGGCCUUGAAGCACGCCGUGACACCCUCUGCCACUGUAGUCCGUCUCCUACACGUUUUCCCUCAAGUCAAGCUCAUUCCAAGUCCAUUAGGAAAAAUUCCAAGGAGUCAUGUAAAUGUAGAGUAUGUUAACAUGCACUUGGCACAAGAGAAAGACAAGAGGAAAUUGCUCCUUCAAAAGUUCAUCGACCUCUGCGUUGAUUCUAAGGUUAAGGUGGAGAUGGUGAUGAUAGAGGGUGACAACGUUGCUAAAGCUAUCGUGGACCUGGUUCGAAAUCUUAAUAUGAGAAAACUGGUCAUUGGAAUUUCCAGAUCUAAUUUAAGUAGAAAAUGUGAAUCUAGAAGGCAAAAUGGCAUAGCGGGCAAGGUACUAAAAUAUGCACAGGAAAGCUGCGAUAUAAAAAUCAUAUGUGAAGGAAGAGAAGUGAUAGAGCAGAUGAGUGAGUGCACUUCACCAAGCUCCAUAGACAACGGGAAUUCCAAAGUUUCACAGGAAAUAAAUGCAUCCCGUGGAUUUGUCUCAAUUAAGCAUUUUAUGUCCAGUUCGUUCUGGUUAUUUAGGUCCAUCACCAAAGAUAAGAUGAGUAAACAUGCAUAA
Sphenostylis stenocarpa is the source of this 954-nucleotide messenger RNA. NCBI's taxonomy places the organism in Eukaryota, Viridiplantae, Streptophyta, Magnoliopsida, Fabales, Fabaceae. The record is from the annotation of a GenBank genome assembly.